Messenger RNA from Nakaseomyces glabratus, 1710 nucleotides. It is a transcript of the gene TMA64, whose product is annotated as Tma64p. Gene Ontology annotation, biological process: formation of translation preinitiation complex; translational initiation. The record is from RefSeq and is a predicted model, not a curated record. Gene Ontology annotation, molecular function: translation initiation factor activity. NCBI's taxonomy places the organism in Eukaryota, Fungi, Ascomycota, Saccharomycetes, Saccharomycetales, Saccharomycetaceae.
AUGUUCAAAAAAGAACCGCAUAUCAAGGCGCUGAGCAAUCUGAAGAACUCCGAAAGGAAGAAGUUACAAGAAAAGUGUAGAAUACAAACAAGCAACGAGGAAUACAGCUUUGGUUCAAAUACUAUAAAGCAAACCAACUUUAAAGGGAUCACCACUAUAGGUACCAUUUAUACAGACGAGGGCAAUGCACCAAUUUGGUUCAAGGAGAAGCAUGAUGAGAAGCUGUACCCGACAGUUUUGGCUUGUUGGAGAUGUCCUAAUUUGAUUCCAGUAGUUUUAACUCAUUCAAUUGUUUUAGAAGAUCACAUAUUUAAUGGGGCAAACUUGAUGAUUUCUGGUACUAUACCACCAUUUGACGAGAGGCUAACUGUAGGCACUGUAUGUGGCAUUGCUGACAAAAGGACUCCUAAUCUAAUUGUUGCUGUAGGUAUUGUUCAAAUGAAUUUGCCAAGCUUUACGAGGGUUAUAGGUGAGACUGGUGUUGCAGUGCAAAUUGUUCAUCAUUUGGAAGACGAACUCUUUAAGGUUUUCAAAGUAAAAGAGGAGCCCCCCGCAGAGCUCUUACAAACACAAAGCAGUAGCUCCGAAGAAUUAGAACUGGAGGCGGAUAUACAUGAAGAUGAGACAAAAGUAGAGUCUAACAGUGAUACAGAGAAGGAGAAAUCAAACCUGGAUGAUAUGGCUGAGGUCCUAGACGAAUUAAGGUUAGAGGACAUUGAUUAUUUUAUUACUAGAGCACUUUAUUAUACUAUUUCUCAGGAUACUAAAUUAGAGACUCCUACCUCAGCGUCAAAUUUUGUCUCAAAUCAUAUCAACCAUAAUCUACCCAAAGGAACAAAUCUUGCGGAGGUGAACAUCAAGAAGAGUUCAUGGAAGAAGACCGCAAAAUUUCUCAAGCACUUUGAGAAGGAAGGUUUUUUGAAAUUGAAAGGUGUUGGUGAUGAUCUUACGAUUGUGGAGGUUAACAAAGAUAAAGAUGAAAUCAAACAAUUUCUACCAUACCCUGUCAUUGGUAAUCAAGGUUCAAACACAGGAAGUGAAGGUGGUAAUGCCAAGACUACAAUCAAAAUUGUUACUCUGUACAAACCUAUAAACCUUGCCAAAGACUUUAUUUCUAGCAAUAAGGUCCCAUUGAAACAGCUAUACAUGGAACCAGAAAUCAAAGAACUCAUCAAUAAGUAUAUCACCAUGAAGGAUUUAGUAGAUAAGAAGGAUAAGAAAUGUGUACUGGUGGAUGAUAUGUUAAUGACAAUGAUAUACAAAAAGAAAGAGGAUCAGGCUACGAAAAGUAGAGUAAUUCCAAGAGCCAACAUAUUACAACCAGUUUUGCAAAACAAUUUCAACAAGAAUUAUCACUUAUUCAGAAUUACUGGCAAUGAGCAAACACCGUUAACCAAGACGCCUUUGAAGGGGGAACCACCAAAAAUCAAUAUUGUUACUGAGAUGAAAAUUGGUCGUAAAGUUAUUACAAAAGUGUCUAACUUUGAAGUAUUCCAAAUCGAUCCCGAGGAAUUUGCAGCUGAUAUACGUAAAAAAUGUAGCGGUUCCACGACAAUUGGUGAGACCACUUCAUCGGCAAAGAAAACAGCAGAAGUGCAAGUGCAAGGCCCUCAUGGGCAACUUAUCAUGUCUUACUUGAAUGAUUUGGGAAUACCAAACAAAUGGAUCGAUUUUGAAAACAAGCUGAAGAACAAAAAAAAAAGGAAAUAA